Molecule: messenger RNA, 896 nt
Organism: Saccostrea echinata
Lineage: Eukaryota; Metazoa; Mollusca; Bivalvia; Ostreida; Ostreidae
Product: S-crystallin SL11-like
Exons: 4
Coding region: 62-670 (202 amino acids)
Biological process (GO): glutathione metabolic process
Molecular function (GO): glutathione transferase activity
Source: RefSeq, a predicted model, not a curated record
AUAUAAUACGAAGCAUUUAUUCAGAUAUUUGUCUGCUAUCAUUACGUGGAUAACCUCCAAGAUGCCUACAUACAAAUUGAUGUACUUUGAGAGCAAGGGGCGUGCCGAGGUAAUUAGACUAGCCCUAACAGCUGCAGGACAGGAGUUCGAGGACAAGAGGUUUACAAGAGAAGAAUGGCUAAAAGUCAAACCAACUAUCCCACAAAACCAAUUGCCUUGCCUGCAAGUGGAUGACAGACUCAUACCCCAAUCUGGCGCCAUCUUGAGAUAUGUUGGAAGAGCCUUUGGCUUAUAUGGAGACAAUAAUGACGAAAGCACACGUAUUGACGUCAUUCUUGGGGCUACUGAUGACUUUUUGAAAAACCUCAUUAAUGUGUAUUAUGAGAAAGACGAAACGAAGAAAGAAGAAUUGAAGAAAGAUCUAGAAGAAAACAAACUGCCACAAUAUUUCAAUUUGAUGGAGGAAAUUCUGAAGGAAAAUAAUGGAGGGGAUGGGUUCUUUGUAGGAAAUAAGAUGUCGAUUGCUGACCUAAUGAUCUAUGACCUAACCGAUCAAGUCGCAAGUUUUGUUACACCCCCGCCACUUCCACCUAAGCUUGGGACUUUGAUUGAGAAAGUGAAAAACAAUCCAAAAAUAAAGGAGUACACCUCAAAACAAGCCUCAAAAUAAACAGAAGAGAAGCGUAACCACACAGUAUACAUUACUUCCAGGUAUUGAGAUGAUUCUGUUCAAGGGAAUUCUAAUGCGAUAGACCAGUGAAAAGAUCAGUUCAAGUUAAGAAGCACUUAUAAUUGUGGAAUGUAUUAACUGGCUUUCGUGUCUAAGAUUGAAGUCUAAAAACUGACUUUAUCUCUGCAUUAUUCAGUGUGUUACUAAAUAAAUAUAUUUUAUUCAA